Linum tenue is the source of this 1041-nucleotide messenger RNA. The record is from the annotation of a GenBank genome assembly. NCBI's taxonomy places the organism in Eukaryota, Viridiplantae, Streptophyta, Magnoliopsida, Malpighiales, Linaceae.
AUGGCCCCGUCCGUCCCUCCGAUUCCGGCGACCCUCCUCGCCCUCUCCCUCCUCGCCAUCCUCUCCCUCGCCACCGCCUACCGCCCCUGGCCCAGCACCCACCCAAACGCCACCGACCUCGCCCUCGCCGGCUCCAAGAAAUUCGAAGGCUCGUCGGACUUCGUCCACCUCCGCUACCACAUGGGCCCGGUACUCACCAACAACAUCACCGUCCACAUCAUCUGGUACGGCACCUGGCAGAAGCCCCAGAAGAAAAUCAUCCGCGAGUUCAUCUCCUCCAUCUCCGCCUCCCCCGCCGCCUCCGACCCCACGCGCCGCCGCUCCACCGUCGCCGGCUGGUGGAAGACCGUGCAGCUCUACACCGACCAGACCGGCUCCAACAUCUCCCGCUCCGUCGCCCUGGGGCAGGAAAAAAACGACCGGUUCUACUCCCACGGCAAAUCCCUCACCAGGCUCUCGAUCCAGUCCGUAAUCAAGAGCGCCGUCACGGCGAAAUCCCAGCCGCUGCCGAUCAACCCUAAAAGCGGGCUCUACCUCCUCCUCACCUCCGAUGACGUGUACGUCCAGGAUUUCUGCGGGCAGGUGUGUGGGUUCCACUACUUCACUUUCCCCUCGAUCGUGGGGUACACGCUCCCGUACGCGUGGGUGGGGAACAGCGCCAAGCUCUGCCCCGGGGUUUGCGCGUAUCCGUUCGCCGUCCCCGCCUACAUGCCGCAGCUGAAGCCGGCGAAGUCGCCCAACGGCGACGCCGGCGUCGACGGGAUGGUGAGCGUGAUCGCGCACGAGAUCGCCGAGCUGGCGAGCAACCCGCUCGCCAACGCUUGGUACGCCGGGCAGGACCCGAGUUUCCCGGUGGAGAUUGCGGACCUGUGCGAGGGCAUUUACGGCACCGGCGGCGGCGGGUCGUACACCGGGCAGAUGUUGGAGGGACGGGAUGGCGCCACGUAUAACAUGAACGGGAUCCGACGGAGGUACUUGGUCCAGUGGGUGUGGAACCAUGUGGUUAAUUACUGUACUGGCCCUAAUGCGCUCGAUCAGUAG